Triplophysa dalaica is the source of this 2677-nucleotide messenger RNA. RefSeq names its product protein phosphatase 2, regulatory subunit B, alpha b (gene ppp2r2ab). The transcript is spliced from 11 exons. The record is from RefSeq and is a predicted model, not a curated record. Gene Ontology annotation, biological process: peptidyl-serine dephosphorylation. Gene Ontology annotation, cellular component: protein phosphatase type 2A complex; cytosol. Gene Ontology annotation, molecular function: protein binding; protein phosphatase regulator activity. NCBI's taxonomy places the organism in Eukaryota, Metazoa, Chordata, Actinopteri, Cypriniformes, Nemacheilidae. The coding region runs from base 349 to 1695 and encodes 448 amino acids.
GCGCCAUUUUGAAUGUUCAGAGGAGAGUAGGAGGCUACAGCAAAGGAAGGAGGAUUAUAGGAAGAAAGUCAGGAACUCUUAAGAUUAGAGGGUGAACCAAAGAAAUACCGAGAGGGCAUGUCUCCAAGAUCAGCGCUCAUUCAUUCUCAGACGUUUUGCUUGCUAUAAAACAAACACGCCAAAGUUAGCAGUCCUUUUCUAAAUAUCUGCAGCACCAAGCCAAGUGUUUACGUCCAAGUGCUUUUAUUUUGAAAACCCACAUUUCCGGUUACUGUCUUGGAAACCGUGGUGCGGUCGCUGCCUUCACACUGCUUAUCAAGCCCACUGUCCGACAUCGCCACUCUCGCCAUGGCAGGAGCCGGAGGCGGGAGCAACGAUGUGCAAUGGUGCUUUUCGCAAGUGAAAGGGGCGAUCGAUGAUGACGUAGCCGAAGCCGACAUCAUCUCUACUGUGGAGUUCAACCACUCAGGGGAGCUGCUAGCCACAGGGGACAAAGGUGGUCGGGUUGUCAUCUUCCAGCAAGAGACAGAGAACAAGAGUCAGCCUCAGUACCGUAGUGAAUACAAUGUUUACAGCACAUUUCAGAGCCAUGAGCCUGAAUUUGACUACCUGAAGAGCUUGGAAAUCGAAGAAAAGAUUAACAAGAUCCGUUGGCUACCGCAAAAGAACGCUGCACAGUUUUUGUUGUCCACAAAUGAUAAAACUAUAAAGUUGUGGAAGAUUAGUGAACGUGACAAGAGACCAGAGGGAUACAAUCUUAAAGAAGAGGAUGGCCGAUACAGAGAUGCUUCUACUAUCACAACUCUACGGGUGCCAGUAUUCAGGCCUAUGGAUCUCAUGGUGGAGGCCAGUCCACGCAGGGUCUUCGCUAAUGCCCACACCUACCACAUCAAUUCCAUCUCGGUCAACAGCGACAACGAGACUUAUCUGUCGGCAGACGACCUGCGCAUCAAUCUGUGGAAUCAAGAGAUCACAGACCGCAGCUUCAACAUCGUGGAUAUAAAGCCAGCCAACAUGGAGGAGCUGACGGAGGUGAUCACAGCCGCCGAGUUCCACCCCCACCAAUGCAACACAUUCGUCUACAGCAGCAGUAAAGGAACCAUCCGUCUGUGUGACAUGCGAGCAUCAGCACUUUGUGACAAGCACUCUAAAUUGUUUGAAGAGCCAGAAGACCCCAGCAAUCGCUCUUUCUUUUCUGAGAUCAUCUCCUCAAUCUCGGAUGUAAAGUUCAGUCACAAUGGCCGCUACAUGAUGACCCGAGACUACCUGUCCGUCAAAAUCUGGGACAUCAACAUGGAGAAUCGUCCCGUUGAGACAUACCAAGUUCACGAGUACCUCAGGAGUAAGUUGUGCUCGCUAUAUGAGAACGACUGCAUCUUUGACAAAUUUGAAUGCUGCUGGAAUGGGAAUGACAGCGUGGUGAUGACUGGAUCCUACAACAACUUCUUCCGAAUGUUGGACCGCACCCAGCGGCGGGACGUCACCUUGGAGGCCUCGCGUGAGAGCUGCAAGCCCCGGCAGGUCCUGAAGCCGCGCAGGGUGUGCGCAGGUGGCAAGCGGAAGAAGGAUGAGAUCAGUGUGGACAGCCUGGACUUCAACAAGAAGAUCCUACACACCGCCUGGCACCCGCAGGACAAUAUCAUCGCCGUGGCAACCACCAACAACCUCUACAUCUUUCAGGAGAAAGUGAACUAAUGCUGUCGUCCCGGGGAAGGAAACCUCCAAACCUCAGUCUAUGUGAAAAAGAUGAACUAGCGAAAAUCAUUUCUGUGACGACCACCACCAUCAUCACAUACCAACCUUGGCCUACUCCAGGACGGGAUGAACUGGUGAAGCUGGCUAGUGGCUGCCAAUACUGAGUAAACUGGUUCAAUCUGGUCUGGAGAGAGUGCGACCUGGCUUUGGCCUCUGUGGCACCGUAAUACGCGCCUUGCUCUGGUGACGUGCCAACCUCUGUCUGUACCCUCCAUCCUUUUUUCCUUUUACCUAUAAGUUUGAGCCCGGGGACGAAAUGGGCGGCAAGUUCCAAUCAGAUUUCAACAAUAGUUUACUUUUUUGUUUGUUUGUUUUAUUUGUUUGUUUUGUUUUUUGGCUUUGGUUUAUUCAAGGUGUCUGUAUAAAAACUAAUCUGAACUUAUGUGGAUGUGUCCCUGUGUUCUUUAACGCCCAAUAUGUCUUUUGUGCCAUUGUAACCGUUUUUGAAUUUUAUCAGAGAAACUGCCAAGUUGUUUAGUUUUAAUUCUGUUUCAAGAAUAAGUGUUUUUUAUAGUUUUUUUUUUAGUUAACUACACAUUCUACACAUUUCAUACUGUUCACUACAGUCUAUACAGCUAGAAAUGGUUUUGGCUGUGUCAAAGUGCAGGGCCGUAUUUCUUACACCCUUGCAUACACAGACCCUCUCGGUGCCCCAGCGCUUUUUUGUUAGCACAAACAGGCCUGUGGCGAAAAUUGUCACUUGCUUUGUUUGCUGUUGUAGUCUAAUGUCUGCACUUGUUGAAGCACAUACACCCCGGUUGGACUGCUCGCUCAUGUACGAGUCAUACGGCCUUACAGGAUUUCUUUUUCCGAUGUGAUCCAUGCCCACUUUGUCUACUCUCUCUAUCUCUCUACAAACUGAGAAAGAUUAUAGAGAUUAUGAUAAUGAAAUGGUAUUUAUAAACUGAACAAACAAAUCAGA